UAAAGAACCUUUCUUAUAAAAGCCUAAAAUCCUCUGUAAAACUACAACCAAAACUUAAACUACAGUGACAGUAAAUACAGAAAGCAGAAAGCUUUGAAAUUCUGUUGAUCUCUUUCCUCUCUCUACACUCUUCCCGCCAUGACCGUAACUUUAGAUAAAAACCAAACCUCAAUCGAAAACCUUUCCCUCUCCACCACCAUUAAAUCUCUCAAUGAUCUUGAAACCGUCAACGUCGAAAACCCAAUUCAAUCAUCUAAAGAACCCACAACCCCAAUUCAAGAACCUGCAAUACAUGAUCCAACACCAAUAAUUACGAGUUUUCGCUUCGGGGUUCGGCCAGCAAAUAAACUGAAGCAAGCAUUACAAUCUCUAAGUGACGCCAAUUUUAAUCCAAACGGUUUGGGAUUGAUUGAAGUUGUGGAGAAUGGUUUGGAGAUCACGGUUCGAAACACGAAAACCGGGGUUGCAGGACAUCUUUGGUUCAAGUCCUCUGGUUUGAUCAACUUUGAGUUCAAAAAGGCUAUGAUCAACAAGAUGAUUGACUUGAAUUGUAUUCUCGAUAAUCUUGUUGAUGCUUCUGCUAAUGAUACUGUCACCCUUCUUUAUCUUCAUGGCUUUUCUCAUCUCAAUUUCAUGUUUGGGAAUGCUUCUCCUAGACUGUUUGCUGUGGAUUUACUCGAAAUGGAUGGUAGCUUCGAGAAAUUUCCCAACAUUACUUUCGCCUGUGAGGCUGUCAUACUAAGUGAUCACUUCAGGGAGAUAAUUCAAGCAUAUCAGGAACUCGAAAAACCUAGAAUAGGUUCACUGGAAAUAUCGGACAAGGUUUUGACCGUCUCAGUAGGAAAAAGAGAUUGGCGGAUGAUGUAUGAAAAGGUCAAUGGAAUUAGGGGAAUGCCACCAAAUAUGGUGCAUCAGGCUUGGUUACGAUUGCAUCAUCGUGAGUCUUUAAAGAAGGCAUCGUUCAUAGCAGCAGGGCUUCUUCUGUGCCUUGUUACUGACCCAUCCGACCAGAUCAUGCUGCGAUUCAACCUCCGAGAGCUAGGAGAUUUGGUUUUCAUCAGCAGAGCUGAAUGUAUCAUUUUUGACGCCAAUGAUUCACCUGGACUUCACCUUUUAGCUUCUGCUGCCUCACUAAUGUAAUUAUGAAUACCUUACUGUUGGUCACUUUUUCUGAAAGAUGUGUUGUUCAUUCUUGCGAAUCAGUUAUAAUUAUGUAUAUUUAUAUUAAAAUUGAUGAGAGUGAGAGAUAGCUCAAGUGGUUAAAGCUUCCUUCCCGAUUGUAGGAGAUCCUAGGAUCGAUUCUCACCUCUUGUCCUUCGAGAUAGAGGAUGAAGAACGAAAGGAUUAUAACUGAUUGAUGAAAUAUAAAUGAGGGUAACUUUCAAAAAAAAGAAAAAGAAAAAAACAAAAACUUGGUAUAGGAAAGAUUUAAGUUAGGAAGAUCAUUUUGAGCAUGGCCCCUAACGAAAUAUAAUCAAAUGAGGAUGGUAAUUACUAUUUGCUAGGUAAUGGAGAGGAUGUAGAAUAGAAAGUGCCAAAGGAGAAAAUGUCAAAGCAGUGUAACAACUUGAGUUGGUUAUCAUCGUUCUCUCCUAAAUAAUAGCUUAGAGUUUGUUAUGCCUCAUGUAUAUAUGUGUACUUUUUAAUGAGAAAAUUAAUACGAAAACUGUAUUCAUUUAAUCACAAACUCAGCUUUUAUUCUCUUCAUGGUAUCAGAGCCAUACGGUGAUUUCCGGAACCGGUAACAUCUUUUAUUUGGCUUUCAUCAUUUACCACCAUACUUACCGAUCAUGGUAGAACCCGGAACUGAUCAAAACAUAAACCAACAAACAACUAACUAGCCACUGAUAUCAAUGGCCUAAAUGGAACACAUGUUCCAAUAAAUUCACCAAAUAAACCAUAUCGAACCCUUGGCUCCC
Chenopodium quinoa (quinoa) is the source of this 1919-nucleotide messenger RNA. RefSeq lists its product as uncharacterized. The record is from RefSeq and is a predicted model, not a curated record. The coding region runs from base 139 to 1140 and encodes 333 amino acids. NCBI's taxonomy places the organism in Eukaryota, Viridiplantae, Streptophyta, Magnoliopsida, Caryophyllales, Amaranthaceae. The transcript has 4 exons.